This is a messenger RNA of Cyprinus carpio (common carp), 1729 nucleotides long. RefSeq names its product cell division cycle-associated protein 7-like. NCBI's taxonomy places the organism in Eukaryota, Metazoa, Chordata, Actinopteri, Cypriniformes, Cyprinidae. Gene Ontology annotation, cellular component: nucleus. The record is from RefSeq and is a predicted model, not a curated record. Gene Ontology annotation, biological process: regulation of DNA-templated transcription.
GGACUCGCGUGUGGCGCGGAAUAGAGUCACGCCUCUUCAAGAAUUACCCGCCAACUUCCAGACUAGACCCCGCGCCAAGGGACAGACACACACACAAUCACAGAGGACUCGGACGCAGUGUACACUUCACAACGAGCUCAACACAAUGCGCUCCAAGAGGCAGCAGGUGAGCCCCCCCACCUCCACCAGAAUGAACCUGCGCAGUUACAGGAGCACCGCUGUGGUCCCCAUGGAAACCUCCUCCUCUUCCUCCGACGACAGCUGUGACAGUUUUGGAUCUGAUGGUUUUGGGACCUCGAAGAGGCCGCUGAGACAGACGAGACGCUCGGCUCCGAUUGAGAAAGUGUUUAACGUUUUACCUGUGACGGAGGAAGAGGAUGCGUGCAGCGGCUUUGAGAAGGACCUGAACGACGACAUGACGCACAUGAACAUGGACUCUGAUUCUGAGGCCUGUUCACCUCCCAGAAAAACUCGCAAAUCGUUCACACUCAGAGUAGCCAUGAAGUUCCCCAACAAACGAGCCAGUCCAUCAAAGCCCGAGUCCAAACCUAAACCUAAACCAGAACCAAAAGACUCUGAAGGCGAGAACUUCAUGCUGAAGAGAGCGCUGAACAUCAAAGAGAACAAAGCGAUGCUUGCUAAGCUAAUGGCAGAGCUGGAUAAGGUUCCUGGACUCAUUCCCAGGAAGGCUGCUUUGUCACAAGGCAAUACGCCUCGCCGUGCUCCACGCCGCUCUCUGGACCUCAGUGGCACUCGCCGGCGAAACCCGGAGCGGACGUCACGUCCUCACACACGUUCACGGUCACUAGUAGAUGGACCACCCUCCCCCCCUCCAGAGGAAGAAAACGAGGACAAAUACAGCCUGAUUCGCAGAAACAGAAACGACGAUGAUGAUGAUGAUGAAGAGGAGCAGAAGGAGCCACGUCGGCGCAGUUACAACAGCACUCUGACGAUCCCUCACGUGGUGAGGCCCGUGGAGGAAAUCACUCGGGCUGAACUGGACAACAUCUGUGUCAACGUCAGAGAGAAGAUUUACAACCGGGCCACUGGAUCCACCUGCCAUCAGUGUCGACAAAAAACAACCGACACCAAAACCAACUGCCGCAACCCAGAAUGCGUGGGUGUUCGAGGGCAGUUCUGCGGGCCUUGUCUCAAGAACAGAUACGGAGAAGACGUCCGUGAUGCCCUCCUGAACCCGGAGUGGCUUUGCCCACCGUGCAGGGGCAUCUGUAACUGCAGCUUCUGCCGUGCCAGAGAGGGCCGCUGUGCCACAGGUGUGCUCGUGUACCUGGCCAAAUACCACGGCUACGACAAUGUCCACGCUUAUCUCAAAAGUUUAAAGAAGGAACUGGAGGAAAGUGAAUAAGAGGGUUGCCGUGUUCGGCGGAGUCCAACCAUAACUGACAUCGUCCUCAAGCGUCUUAAUCGUUGACGUGUGAUUCACUGAGCUUUAAACUUGCUGCAGGUUCAAUCUGAGUAGACUUGUUGUGAGUUGUCUACAUGAAAUCCUUAAGUUUGCAUUGUUUUAAAUGUAUCUCCUUUUUGUGUUUUUGUUUUUCAAAGGGAGUGUUUUUAUCUCUACUGUAUUGGUAAAUUUUACAAUUGUUGGCUGCAAUACUUGUCUUUGCUGUUUUGUACCAUGAUUUGUUUCACUCUGUGGGUUCUUCAGACGCUGUUAUAACUGCGCUAUGUACUGCUGUCGUACUCGAAUAAAAACUGUGCUUUCUAA